AUGGGCCCAGUAGGAGACCCGAAGAAGCCUGGCCCCUUCCCUAUCGUCCUAACAAAGGAACGACAAAAGUCAUCACCCAUGCCCACAGAGGACCGGGACAGCUCGGGAAACACCAGCGGCCCUGGAGAGGCCGGCGGUGCUUUUUACUUCCCUUCCAGCUCCGAGUACAGCAGCCUCGAAGAGACACGCAGUGCCGAUAAAGCCGCCGGCAGGAGAGUCCGCAUCUCUGACGGCUCAGAACACAACACCCCCAGAAGCCCCAACGAGUCCUCAGACAUUAUCGUAAACAUCCGCACCAGAAGUCCCCACGGCCGCAGAAUCGCCAGAGAACGCAGCCCUCGGGAUGAUCCCGAAAGAUCCCUUCACGGGUUUGGGCAAUCAUUCGGAGUCGGGAGCGCCCCCGAGACCCGCGAGCGUGAUGACUACGGGACCUACCCCGACAGCCUCGGCACCAGUCACAGCAGCGCCGGCAGCCUUCUCCCCACCCUCAGCAGCCUCCCCGACACCCUCGAAACCCCUCCCAGCACCCUCGGCACCAACUUUCGCGGCUCUAGCGCCCACAAGAAAAGGCCAGGUCGAGCCUCGACGGCGGCUGGUACACUCAGGAGCCCCCCGGAGACCCUCGCCAGCACCGGCCGUAGCAGCACCGGCCGCAGCAGCACCAGCAGCAUCCCCCUCACCCGUGGCACCAUUCCAGACACCGUCAGCACGCUUCCCACCACCCUCGGCACAACUCGCGACUCUACCGCCCGCACAGGAGAGCCUAGUAUAGCCUCGACGGCGGCUAGUAUAUGGAGGCGUGUGGGACACGGGUUGUCCGCCUUGCGCCGUGUCGCGACCUCGAGAGGCAGCGAGGAAGUACACAAGGGCGAGGGCGAUGGCAAGGACUCGGAAAUGAGCGAUGACGAGGACAUUAGCGAGGAGGACUCGGAAAUGAGCGAGGACGAGGGCGGCGGCUGGCCCGUUCAGGUGAAUAUCAAACCGUAUCAGACGACGGAUAUAAAGAACCCGUACGCGUACCUCCCGGAUCUGCCCACAUACAUCCACGGCAGGGGCUACCGGCCGGGGAGUGAGCGGGACGACGACAUCCUAGCUGCGAUUAUGAGUUCGGUGAAGAGAGUGCCAUGUGAGGGGAUGCUGAAGAAGGCGGACCCGCAUGAGGACCUGCAGCGGUUUAUCCAAAAGCACGGCGACGGCCAUGUUGAAAAAGCCUGGAACGAUCUGCUCAGAUACUACAAUUGGGCCAUUAACGGCAAGCAGUCUGCGUUGGAGGCGCUGCACGACGCGCACUAUCAGAUCCGGUCCGACGCGCGGCGCAUAUCCGAACUUUACCAGCGCAUAGAAAUGUACGGCGAGCGUGAGCAAGUAGCAAGCAUCCAGUACCUCGCGCGUGAGACCGAGGUGAAGGAACAGGCGAAAAAGAUCAGCGAGCUCGAGCAACAUGUCCGGGAGCUGGAAAUGGAACUCCAGCGCGCGAACCACUUGCUGAGGCGAAAGGAAGUAACCGAUGAGAUACAAAAGGCCGAUGCUUUUCUGCGCGUCGAAGAGCUUGAAAGAAAAGUCAUCGAGCAAAAUGUAAUGCUGGCAGCCAAGAGGUCGCCGGUCAAAAAGAAGGCGGUGAGGUCGCCGCGCAGGAAGCCAAGUUCGCCACCAGCCGCGCUGAAAUUGAAGAGAGCGUUGGAGAGUCGAGAGAAGAUUGAAGCCGACCUCCUGAAGGACCUAGAAAAAGCCACUGAACGCGGCAGGACUCUGGACUUGGAACUUCAAGGAAAGCAGAGGCAGCUCGGAAUUGCCGAGGCCAAGGUUGAGCGCCUACAGGUCAGACUUCGGGGGCGGAUCCACCCAAUGGUCAUUGACGACAACUCCCCCCCGGAGGAACACAUCAGAAGUCUCCGAGAUGAGUUGGAAGACGAGAGGGAGAAUACGAUCGACAAGGUUCGGGCGCUGGAACUUGAAAUUGCGAGGAUUUCUGAAAGGGCCAAGGAGCUAGAGUUCCAGGUCGACCAGCGAGACAGGCAGAAGGCGGACUUAGAGGCGAAGCUCGAAGAUCUGAGGGGAAAACACAGAAUCGCCGAAGACGAAAGAAUUCUGGCAGCAGAAAAAGCCAGGCGCAGAGCCCACAAGCUGGAACUCGCACUCGAAAACAAAGAGCGAGAAUUCCAGGACCAGAUGAUGAAGGCAGGCGUAGAAAUAGUGCAGUUGGUACAGCAGAAGACCGACUUGGAAAAUGUCAUUCUCGGGCUCGAGGGACAGGUGUCCAAGGCAAGUAUUGGCCUCCAAGCUGCUGCCAGUGCUGGCGACACUCUCGUGGAGGAGGGCGGCCCCCGGGAUUCCGUUCCAGCUCCUGGUUCAGCUCCGGAUCAAACGUCUGUUCCGGAAGUUGCAGUUGAAACUGUUGAUGAGCCUGCCCCGGAUCGAACUUCUGCCCCGGAGGCUGCUGUUGGGGAAGAGGACACCCAGGAAAAGGAAGAAAAGGGACUCGACCCAGAAACGGCACGGCGGCAAGUCCCAAGCACCCAGGUCGCCCCGGACGACCUACACGAAGAGCACGACAAGCCGGAGCAGGAUGGCGCCGAGGGCCAGGAAGGCAUCGAUGCACUGCGCAGGCAGCUACUCAAGUACCAGCGGGCAUUCGAAGACGUGACCAGGGAGCUGCAGACGAAGCGCAAGCAGCUGGAAGAGAGCUGGGCCGACGGCGCGCGCUUGGAGCCUUUCGAUUUCGAAGAAGACGAGGAUGCGUACGUGGCGGCCUUCACGCCCGCGGAGGGUCUUGCUCUUAUCCGGCACACGCUCGAGAAGCUGAGCCUAGUCGAGUCUGACGUACAUGGCAGCGUCGCUCUCAAGGCGCUGGCCAAAGAGUGCGACACAAGCCUCGCCUUGCUCAGCUUCCGAGUCAGGGAAAUCGACAGCGCACAGAGAGACAUGUGGGCCGAUCUGCGACGCGAGCUCUCCGCCGCCCAGAAGGCCGGGAAAAGCAUGCAAGAGAAGGUCAACAACGUGCAGUUGACGUUGUCCAAGUACGAGAACAUGGCCCACGAGCUUCUCCGGGACAAAGGAAGCCCCUUCAGGUUUUACGAAGACCUCGGGUUGCUGACCGAGCUCCAUACCAAGGUCAGGAGGCUCGAGGAGCAGCAAAGAAUGUACCAAGCGCAGCUUGCCAGAUACCACGCCUUGAACGUGCAGAGGCUUGAUGACCUGUUGCCUGGGCAGGUUCGGGCGCUCAAAGAGAAGCUGGCAUCGACCACAACGGAGGAAUUGCUCUCGGGGGGAUCCAAAGGAAUGGCCGAGCUAGACAACAUGAUCAACGAAAUUCGCAACCUGACCGAUCAAGGGCCCGCAGACCUCAUCUCGUCGGUACGGGAGCUUCCGGAGCAGUUCGCAUUCCAGGAGCAGCAGAUAUUAAACCUCCAGCAGAAUGUUGUCAGUCUCACCCAAAGGCUCAAGGAACUGGAGGCGGAAAAGCGGGUGGUCGAGGAUAUGCUGGCAACGUUGCUUUUCAAUUCAGCCCUGGCCGAAGAGUCUGAAAAACAAGAUGCAGAUGUACUCAAAGCAAGGAUUGCCAGGCUGGCGGAGCGCGGGCAGAAUCUGGCAGAGGAGAAGAAUGCACUCAAGAUGCGUAUCAACCAACUUUUGAGCCACAAGGAGAGGUUGACGUUCAUUCUGAACAAAGAGGAAAGAGAGGAGCGCCUCAAGCUCCAAGAACUGCUGCUGCAGUCGCUGGUCAAGGACCGGGGCCUCGAGGUGAUUGGAAGGCACCAGGAGGAUCUCUGCUUCUGCUACUUGUUCAGGUACUUCUUUCCCGAAGCUUACGAUGCCACUGUGCACGGUGGCUGCUGCGCUGGAGGCGGGUUGCAAAACUACGACGAACAGGAGGAGAUAAACACCGUUUGUCAGGGCCAUCACGGGCACGGGUCGCUGGCGGCCUACGGAUAUGUAUGGGUAUCUAGCUGCCAAGUGCUCACGGCCGUGGCGUGGCUGACGAUGCUGCUGCUCAUUCAACCGUACAACCUGAUCAAGACGGGGGUGUUUGGGCUCUCGGUGCUGGUUGGGCUGCCAGGCUACCUGCUCCGGAUGGCAUGGUUUGGUGUGAGGUAUGCAUGGUAUCGGCUGGCCGACUGGUGGCGACGACGACGGAACCGUCAACGACUCAGGUUGGAGGGCCCGCCCUGGCUAGACGUAGACGCAGAGCUAAAAAGACAACGACUGCCGCAGAAGCCGAGGCCGUGGUGGCUUGGGUACCGGCCGACAGCGGCGGCCGUGGUUGGCUCGGCGCUGUCUCUCGGAGUGGCCUUCACCAUGCUCGCGUUUUUGGCCGUCCGUGAGGAACGCAACCUUUGGAUUCAGGCCACCGACUGGCGUUUCGUAUACCUAGGCGACAUCUACCGUGCGAAGCCAUACCCCGGUUGGUCGCCCAUCAACGUCGACUUCCGCCUGUUGCUCGAUCCGAUAUCCACGCGUCUUACCGAGGGCCUACACAGCAUCGCCUUCCCUGGUAGCCUACACGGCAGCGCGAGGCUCGAGCGGCUGUGGGAAGAACUGCUAUGGCUGGGAAAUGACACGUUUGCGUCGUCGGUCUCCUAG
This is a messenger RNA of Lasiosphaeria miniovina, 4581 nucleotides long. RefSeq lists its product as uncharacterized. The record is from RefSeq and is a predicted model, not a curated record. The transcript is spliced from 2 exons. The coding region runs from base 1 to 4581 and encodes 1526 amino acids. NCBI's taxonomy places the organism in Eukaryota, Fungi, Ascomycota, Sordariomycetes, Sordariales, Lasiosphaeriaceae.